This is a messenger RNA of Gavialis gangeticus (Gharial), 6797 nucleotides long. RefSeq names its product meiosis-specific coiled-coil domain-containing protein MEIOC-like. Gene Ontology annotation, biological process: meiotic cell cycle; female meiosis I; mRNA stabilization. The transcript has 8 exons. NCBI's taxonomy places the organism in Eukaryota, Metazoa, Chordata, Crocodylia, Gavialidae. The coding region runs from base 161 to 2863 and encodes 900 amino acids. The record is from RefSeq and is a predicted model, not a curated record. Gene Ontology annotation, cellular component: nucleus; cytoplasm.
CAUACUGGUACUCCAGUGACAUCAGACGUUACAUGGCUGAGACUGGUUGUAAAGCAAGAAGACCCAAAAUGUUAAGCCUGUGCUUAAGAAUGUGAAUUUCUGUUUAUAUGGCAAUGAUGCAAGCUUGGGAAAAGAGAAUUUAUAUUCUGAUAGCAAGGACAUGGUCAAACAAAGUACCACCCUUGGUCAUUACAAUCCACAGGUAAACAGCAACAAACAAAAAAUGGACACUCAGUUAUUCUCUCCUUUGUUAGGAGGGAUUACUAGUACACCGCCACCUCUGGAAUCGUCCCGGUUAUAUAGUCAUUGGUCUGUGUGUGGAGACGAUGCCAAUAAAACAACAACUUUACAAGACUGCACAAAAAAAAGGCCACAGAUAAACCUUUCGUACUCUGGCAGUGGCCCAGAUAUGUUCGGGUUAGUGUCAAGCAUCUUAGAAGAGCCAAACAAGCCAGAACCAGUUACGGAUUGGAAUUCGCUUUCAAAACUGUUUCCACCCAUGUGGGCAUCUGACCUUGGAAACACCGGUGACUUCUCAGGGCUUUCUUCCAAACACUCUUUAGAGAGUAAGGAUUUUCCAAACCUGAUUGGUGCACCAACCUACUAUCAAGAACACUUGCAAAAGUCACCUGAUAUGGAAACUUUACACAGGGGGUUUGAGGACCUUCAUCUUAUAGAGUCUUGGCUCUCUCCUCCAGACCCUUCCACUCUGCCACCUGACAAUAUCUUGAACAUUUAUCCAGAAAAUUCUGCCUUUCAAAAUAAUGCCGUAAUUCAGCAAGAACAGUUUACAUUGCAAAAUUUAGAGUUUAAUCAACAUGUGUGCAAUUAUGACGAGAUGAAAUUAAAUAGGAACUAUGAAAAGAACUGUUCUGAUUUUGGCACUUAUUCUUCUCAAAACAGAAUCAAAGAUGUCGCUAGUAUUCAGAAAGAGUAUUGGAAAACUGACCGAGCAAGAGGGAAACUUAUGAAAAAUGACACCCACGAGCAAACCAAGUACUCGCCUAAUUUAUCCAGUCCCCCUGUUGAUGGCACAUGGGACAAAGUGUGCCAGGAUAACCACAGGUUUCCUAAAAGAUAUGAAGACUUUACAGCUUCUCAUAAAUCUCAGCCACCUAUUCACUCAUCGCAAUGUUUUUUCAAUCAGUCCUCGUCUACUAAGGAAAAUAGCUUUGUUGGAGUAGCAAACAAAAAAUCACAGGGAGCCCGUAUGCAAAAUGGCCAUAACUGUUUCAAUUUGGGGGAAACCUUGAAUAACAACGAAUGUGAGAUCUAUCUGAAUCCUAAAGAAUGUUCUCAUAAACCCCCUGAAUAUGAUUUGUCUGUGAGAACUGUUCAACAAAAUGGAAGUUACUCAUCUUGCCAUGGCCAUGCAUGGCUAGACGGUAAAAUCUUAAGUCCCACAACUGCAUCUGAUAUUGCAUAUGGUAAGCAAAACCAAGUAGUAACAAGCCCACAGUCCUCUUCAGGGGUUUCAACUAUGUCCAGUGGAUCCCCCACACACCAGGCUGUAACCCAGGCCUCUUAUUACUCUCAAGCGUCACCAGUACUUUCUGCACGAAAAGAUGGAAGGUUACAAGUAUCAAAUGGUAUUUCUAGUAAUAUGGGGUUUUCUAACUUCAUUGGAGAAAAUCAGAAACAGAUUAAGCCUAUUGGGCAUUCCCAGCAUGAUUCGUUGGCUAGCAAGGAGGAGCAGUACCGCAAGCUACCUAUUAAUUUUUCGUCCAACUGGUUAACGCAACAGAACUCUAAAAGUGAAGAGUCGGAAAGGUACCAUCGAUUUCAAAAAAAGCAAUGUCAAGACAAUAACAAAGAUGAUAAAAGAGGUGGUAGGAAAAAUUGGAUUCCCCACUCUGGAUACGCAACUUCAAAUCGUCAGCACUUCAACAUGUUCCAAAAGAGACCAGAGCAGAACGGUGGCAAUAUGUCGGAUUUCAUCAAUCCUUCUUUUCUUCCCUCUUUCCCCUUAAUGUCUGAUUUUAAGCAAAAUCCCAGCUUUCCUCCAUUUAAUACCCACCUGUUUUCAUCAGCAAAUAAUUUUGCAUUUCCUCCUUCUCCGUUUCCAUUUUCGGAACUUGUUGACCUCUCUCACUAUGAUGAUUUUAACCACUUGAAUCCCUUAAUUAAUGAUCUGUUUUGUGGGGAAAUAGCUGCACCAUACUUUGCCUUUCCAACACCUUUUAACAAGUAUAGACCUCCACGACACCGAAGUGGGCCUGCUAAUGAGCUUCACAUGCGAUUGGAAGAGUGUUAUGAGCAGUGGAGAGCUCUGGAGAAAGAGCGGAAAAAGGCUGAGGCUGAUCUUGCAAUACAUUUUCCAGGAAAGCGGGUAUCUAGCUCAAAUAACACUCCUGUUUCUCAACUUCCUGCUAACCCUUCAAGAGUGGAUCGUUUAAUUGUGGACCAGUUCCGAGAACAGGCCAGAGUACUCGCCUUAAUAAGAAAAAUGGAAAGGCUUCAAGGUAGUCCGGUCCAUGGUAACAUAUCUGCUACUCUGGAGCAUCAUUUAGAAGCCAUCCAUGUUACACAAGCAAAGCGUAAGGAUGAGAUCGUUAAUGCUGCUAGUCUGCAGAGACAAGGAGCGCCUCGUUAUAACAGUGAGAAAGAUGUUCUUGCUCUGGCAGUUGCCAUCAAAGAAUUGGCCGUCUCCACACGCAAGGCUCGUACCGCUUUAUGGUGCGCGUUGCAGAUGACUCUACCGCAGACCUCCUUGAGCAGUCCCGUAAAACAGGAGGAAGUUGAAAGGGCGCUACAAGAGCUUUGCCCUAGGAAUGCAAGCACGCAAGAAAAAGACAGUGUGGGACAUGAAGACAAGGGAAGCAGAAAAGAAAAACCUGAAGAACCAAUGCAGAUUUUUGAAUAAAAGCGAAAAAAUAAAAAAGGGGGGUGAGGGGGAGGGAAUAAGUGCAUUGUAAUGUACUAGACCUUUUUUGCUAGGUUAUACAAAAUGAGAAUAACAUCACCGAUCAGUACUGCAGUUUUAUUACUGUGAUUCUGGUGUUGCAACACACUACUUGUAUAAUAGUGUUACUGAAGUUUUAAUAUUGCUGGUAUAUUGCAGUGUCUACUUCAUAAAAUAAGGAUUUUAUUAAUAAGGGGAACUGGGCAGGAGCUGAGCAUUUCCUUGACCACUUACCCAAAGCUCUGUGUCGGUUAUGACUCAAGUCAUCAACUGAGUAACCAGUGAGUGGCUAGGCUAAUUUUUUCAUUUGUUAUACAAUGUAUCCUAUUUGAGAAAUGUCAUUUAAGAGUUAUUUUAUAGUUGUUGGCCUUUUUUGCAUCAUUAUGUAGUUCUUUUAAGUGCCAAAGUGAUUGCUAAAUCAUCUAAUUUUCUAUCGUGUCACCCCACACUGAAUGGUCCACACUUUUAUGCGGUGUUAUUGUGACAGGUUGUCUAAUCUUUCGGGUAAUUGCCAAAAGUCUGAUGAGAAUAAUCGGUGUUUAAUGUUGGGUACAUGAAAUGCUUCAGCAAGUUGUGCUGCCUGUCUAAACCAAAUUUUCCCACGGAGUAGUCUGUUACAAAAUUUUAGAUUUAAAAAAUGAUGGAGACUUUAGAGUUGUAUUAAAUGUUACAUUAAGAGAGAUGUUUGCAGGUGAUAUAAACUUAUCACUCAGGAGUAGAAAAUUUAGAUUUACUGAUGCCUCAGUGGGUUAAAAAGAGUAACAAUAUAAUUUAGUAUGCACUUAAUUGAAAUGAUGUGGUUAUUAAUAUAUGUUUAUGGUACUAUAAUUUUCUGAAACAUUCCAUAUUUAUUUUAAUAUUUUAAUUGUAUGCUUAUUUAAAAAUCUAUUUUAGUAAUAUACUGUUGGGUCUUUUGCCAAACCUUCCUAAUAAUCAUAAUUAACGAUUUACUCAGGAAAUAUGUAUAUUAUAUAUAAAUAUACACAUGGUAUUUAGGGAUUUUUUGGGGGAAGAGAUGUUUGCAAAAUAUUUACAUAAAGCUAACUAUAUACUAGGUUACCAAAGCUGUUUAACUGGUUUGUUUUAGCAUGAGAAGGUGUCAUAUAUUUAAUUGCUAUUACUAGUUGUCAUCCUGUGGCUUAGACAAUCAGAAGUGUUAUGUAUCAAUGUGAAUGUACAGGGUGAGAAUUAGAAAAGGAAGAGUAAUUCACGUUUUGUUCUUAUUGCACUAAUUAUAAGUAUUUUAAUGCUUUAACAAUCGUGUCUUAAUGUUAGAUUGUCUCUUAAAAUGUACUAAUAACCAAGUAAUGUCUUAGGUGUUAGUAUGUUGAUGGACAGCUUUUGAAGAGCAGCUUGUGUUUUAAAAAUAAUUAUGCUGAGGAUAGCAAGAAAGGCUGAAAGGCUCCAGAAGAGAAUUGAUCUGUGGUUCAUAAUGUUAUAAUGUUGAAUUUGACUUUAUGCGUAAAUACAGAAUCCUGUUUCCACAUAUAUGCACCUGCUAAAUAUUUCGGGCAGUCUGUAGUUUUGGACCUGUGAAUGUGGGUUUUUUCCCAGAACAGACGUAGUUUCGUAGUACUGUUAUUAACAGGGAUGAGGCAACGAAUGUGCAGUUUUGUAGAAGAAGCCCAGAGAAGCCUCAUUUUGACCUGCUGAUUUUUAAAAAAUGAAAAACAAAGAAAUAGUCAAAAGGCAGAAUCUGAUUGCAACUAUGCUCCGUGCUUUGUAGGGAAAACCCAGUUCAGCUCAACUGGAUAUUUUUUUCAGUAUUAGUCUAAACCUAGAAGUCCAUUUUAAAGAGAACUAGUUCACUGCAGUGCGGGUGGGUUUUCUGUAUGUGUGCAGUUUUAUUUGCACAAAUGAAUUUCAGAAGGUCAAAUAGGCUUUUGUGAGAAGUUAGCUGUAGUUGGUAGUCUAAAAGAACGCCCGAGUUGCAGCAUUUGAGUUAAUAAUGGAAUUUGUGUGUUUUGAUUUUGAUGAUGAUUAACAGGAAAUCGGAGUUUGAACAUCUUGAUUUUGCAUUUCUGUUUACAGAAUGAUUAUAGUUCUGCAGGAUUGUUUUGUAAUAGUGAAUGUACUGGACGUACUAAGUCCUUGUAUUUUUUUUGUGUGGUGUUUAUUAUCGUGAAGGAAUGUGGUCCUAAUUGGUUCCUAAUAUAGUUAAUGUGCCUUUUAACAGUCUUAUUUUUCAAAAACGGUAAGUAACUGUGUAUGCUCACUUCGGCUUUCUAUUGCAAUUUAAUAAUACAUUUAAAGGGGUUACAAUGUAGCUGCACUUGACUAUAGCUAAGAAGUAGCAUAUAUCAAUAUUGUUCUUGCAUAAUGUUCGAUUUGUCCAGUUAUUGGGAUCUUUUAACAACUGUAAAGCACCCUAGCUGUUGAGAUUUGUCACGAGUCAAACAUAUUAAUAACUGAUCUUGGUUGCAACCAGUGUGCUUGCUUAAUUUGUUUUGACUUGAUCUGCUUGUUUCUUCAUAAAAACGAAGUAUGCGAUGGACACGUUAGCAUGGAAAUAUUUUUCUGUGCGUUUCUUGCAAUACUCUAACAAUAGCAGCAAUAGAAAUGCAGACGACAAAACGGAACUGCUAGAAUGUCUUAAUUCUGUGUGCGACGUACCCCAUACACUCCUAUUUCAGGGGAAAAUAAGUCUUUUGUAAAUGGACCAGUUUGCAUUCAGGGUUGCAGUCCCCUGAACACACCUAGUAUUUCUAGGUGUUUUAGUGCUCCAUUUGGCAGUGAAAUACGAUUAACGUAAGUAGCUGGUCAGGUCUCUGCGAGAAUAAGUGUUGCUACCUUUGUUUAUUUUGUGGCUAAUCCUAUUCUUCGACUUCGGUGGAAGCAGGGUUGGGUUAGUAAGACUGCAGUCUUGAUUAAACUAGACGUUGAUUUGCACGAUGUUUGGGGGUGGUUUGGUUUUGUUUGUAAAAGAAACAAACACAUGGCAAAUUUUCCAUUUUUCAGCGUUUCCACCCAUCUUGGAAAGAGGUGUUGUUUUUUUUAUUUGAUUGGCUUACGCAAUUAGACUCAGUGGAUGAGAUGGGAGGAAAGAUUUGCUGCCAGCACUAAUUGAGAGCAACUGAAUAAUACGAACCCUCUCAAUUGUAAGCGUGCAGGAUGUUUAGAAAAUGAUUUUUCAAAUCAGGGUCGUUACAAUACAGGUGUAUGUAUUUUGAUAAAAUAAAGGUGACCUUUGCUAUUUGAAGAUCCCAACCCAUCAAUACAAUAUAAAGCAUAGGCUUGAAGAUCAUAAGCCAAAUGCCGUUUAUUGGGGACAUAACAAGUGAAACUAGUGGUGGUUCUGUCGUAGCUGUCCCCCGGGGAGCAUCUGCUCGGCCCGCUGCAACGAGAGCACGCUUGUGCCCGUGGCUGUACCUCUACCUCUCCUCGGCACCCCUAAACUUCUUGUGACCCAUUUGAGCUAUUUUGACAGAACUGCUAUACAGAUAUUACUAAUAGGAUCAACGUUAUUUGUCACCAAUUACUGUUAAGGAAGGAGAAUUGCUGCCCUGCAGAGCUGUGUCCUAACAGGGAAGACUUCCACGAUUCAGAAAGGUUGCACCAGUCUCGUGCUCCCCACGUGUUGAUCCUGCUGCUCUUCCUCUCCGUGCGCCACAACACAGCUGUUAGAAAUCAUGUCUUCUAUGUGUGGAUGGGUUGAAUGUCCUAAAUGGUUGAUUUACGUUUUUAGCAGAAAGCUAAUUUUUUUUUUUUUUACCUGAUGCCUCUUUAAUUGUGGUUCUCCUUUGCCUGAAAUCCUAGCAUUCGCCUUGACUCUGGAUGCAUGGUUAUGCGAGGCCACAGCUACUGCUUGUCACUGGAGUGAGGAUGUGAACUUAGAUGUGUGGGUUGUAUUACUACUGAAAGGAAGAAUUAAAACCACUUCAACCAGUAUAAUUAA